Molecule: messenger RNA, 780 nt
Organism: Engraulis encrasicolus (European anchovy)
Lineage: Eukaryota; Metazoa; Chordata; Actinopteri; Clupeiformes; Engraulidae
Product: leukotriene B4 receptor 1-like
Exons: 2
Coding region: 1-780 (259 amino acids)
Biological process (GO): calcium-mediated signaling; cell chemotaxis; positive regulation of cytosolic calcium ion concentration
Cellular component (GO): membrane; external side of plasma membrane
Molecular function (GO): C-C chemokine receptor activity; C-C chemokine binding
Source: RefSeq, a predicted model, not a curated record
AUGGAGAAUCUGAACCAGUCCAACUCAAACAUCUCUGGCAUGAUGUCUCUGAAGGAGCAGGUCGGUACUGGGGUUCUGGGAGCCUGUUUCCUACUGGGUGUCCCUGCCAACGUUGCUGUUGUGGUCUUUCUGCUACGGCACCUCAAGAGGGACAACUUCACCCUUCAUCUCAUGCUGAAUCUUGCCGCUUCGGAUAUCCUGCGUUUGCUCUGUGUACCGCUGUGGAUCUACAACCUGAGUUCGACCUGGGCGUUAGGCCGUGCCUUCUGCAAGCUGCUCUACCUCCUCGUCUUCAUGAGUUCCUAUUGUAGCGUGCUGACCGUGACUCUGAUGAGCGUCCAGAGGUACGUGGUGGUUCUGCACCGGAGCCAGUGGACCAAGCUGGGCCGCAAAGGAGAAAAGCUUCUGCUCCUCUCCCUCUGGACACUCACUCUGAUUCUGUCCAGUCCGGAGUCGGUACAGGCAGACCUCGCAGAGCGUAAAAGUAAGGUCUGUACAAGAACCCCUGAUGAAGUGUUUUUGGGCAUUCUUCUGUGUGAGACGCUGCUGGGUUUUGUCCUGCCAUUCUUUGUCAUGGCGAUGUUUUACUUCUGCCUCCACAAGAAGGUCAAGCAGAGCCCUCUCUCAGGCAACCCUCGGCUGGCCAGAUUGGUGAUUGCCAUCCUCUUCACUUUUCUCGUACUGGGGAUGCCUUGUCAUGUGAUGAACCUGAAAAUGGACAGUGGCCACGCCCACUCGCGUUACAGGAAGCACAUAAAUCGGUACACACCACCCUCGUGA